UUGGGAUACAAUGACAUGUGUCAACCAAGUCAACUAGCCUGAACACCCGAUCCCGUUAGUCGCCUCUUACGAAAAGCAUAGGUUACUGGAGAUCAAUUCUAAACCGGAUCUUCACGGGUCAUCAACAGCAGGCCAGUGAGGAUUUGUGAGAUCCCUACGUUUGGAGGGGCUCCACUGUUUAUAAGUUGGAGUUCUACCAUUUACCCACUAUUAUCCCGUGUGUUAUACCUCGAUUGGAUGAUGAUAAUGAUGAUGUUUUGUACAACGGCACCCUGGUCUCUUUCGAUACAGUAUGGACGAUUGGAAGCCAAAAACGGCCGUGGGUGUAUUUUAACUCAUGAACGAGAAGCAUGGUGUCCUGACAACAGUAAUCUAUGGUUAAGACGAAAAUGUUCGUUGUAUAGUUGUAUUCGUCAUAAGCGGAUUGGUUAUAAUCGUAGUUCUCUGUAUAUUGUAUGAGAAAGGUGACGAAUGUGUCCAUACAGGGAAUUAAUUUUAAUGUUAGAAUGGAGAUAUGAGUCAUGACACCCUUGAGAAACGAAGAUGGACAACUGUCUGGGUCAUCAACAUGUGCUUGAAGGAAUUCUACAUUGUUAUCCUAUUCUUGAAUAAAAACUUCAUUUUUUUUUAGUUUUGUUUUCCACUUUUUUGGUGAUUCAAAUGGGAACAAUGAUGUCCCUUCGAGUAACUGGACCAUAUUUACGUCGUUGUGUAUCUUCUACUCAGUGUUCUCCCGAAAAAUACCACCGUUGUCUUCGCAUCCUAACUACAAUCAGAUUCCUUGACCUCUGACCCUUGCCUCACAUGUCUAUAUAUAUAAGCUAUACUGAGACUGCUCUCUCUCACUCUCUGUUUCUCUGUCGCUCGAGAACUGGUCACAAGUGAAGGUUUUGUGGCAUCUUGUGGAACUUAAGAUUUCAACUUGCGAGAAGGCACCGGAAACGACUUUGACGCCAUGAGUGACCAUCGGACCGUGGUCAUUUCCAUGGACGGAAGUGAUUGUGCUGACUUUGCCUUUGACUGGUACUUGGAACAGAUACGCAGACCGCAUGAUCACGUGAUAUUUGUCCACUGUCCUGAAUACAACGCAAUGUUUGAAGCAGUUUCCUUUGGAAUGGGCGAAGCGACGGUGGAAGGGGACAUGACGAAGAUGUUCGGGAAGGAGGCAAAACGAAUCAAGGAGCUGGUCAACAAUCUUGCGGAGAAGUUGAGAGACACUAUGCUCAGCGGGAAAGUGAAGUGUGUUCCCGGAAGUCCAGGAGAGGUUAUCCUGAAGGUCGCGGAGGAGGAGCACGCGAGCUUCAUCAUUACAGGCAGAAGGGGCGUCGGGGUAUUGCGACGCACCUUCCUCGGCAGCGUCAGCGACUACGUCGUACACCAUAGCCCAAUUCCCGUUCUCGUGUGUUGUUGCAAGCAUGCCCACUAGCAACAGCAGUACGUUUUGUGAUUCUUUGAUGAAAGGGGCUUGUAACGCAAAAACAAGCGUCAAUAUAUAUAAUGUCGCUGCCCGAUGUUUAAACUAUGUUACAAGAUACGUAUAUCAUUGCAUCAUUUUAUAUCGUACCAAGACCCAACAGGCCAAUACACUGAUGCUUGUUUCCAGCCCCUGUGAUAUAGAGGUGGCCUGAUGGGGAAGUAACGAAAUUUGCGGCUUUGCAGAAUCAGAGUUGUAUCGUAUAUUUUCUGGUAAACCAAACAAAUCCCUCAAACUACCUAAAGAUUAUAUUUACACGAUGAAACGCACGUUCGGUAUUAUGGCAUGGUCUGACUAGCAGCAGGAGGCAACUGAAGAUUAUGAAAUCCGCAAUUGGAAUUUCUUACCUCGCUUGUUAUAAGAGGCUUCACAAUUUAUAAGGGACCGUUCAUAAUUUAUGGCUUAAGGGGGUUGGGGGUUGUUGUUGUUGUUUUGUGUGUGUGUGUGUGUGUGUGUGUUGGAAUUGAUGAUGAUGAUUUUAAGGGGUCACCCAUUUUGUUCGGGUGGGGGUGGGGGUGGGGUGGAUUUGGGGGUUGGUCAGCAAAUUUUUUUUUAACGGUCCCUAAGUUGGGGUUUUGACAUUUACCCUCUAUCUUCCAGUGUGUUAUACCUCGAGUGUGUGAUGAUGGUACUCCCCCUGGGCCUUCCGAUACAGUAUGGGGCAUUGGGAGGCUAAAGUGACCGUGGGUGUAUGCUAACUCCUAAAAAGAAAAGCAUGGUAUCCUGACAACAGUAAUCUACGGUUAUGGCGAACCCAAAGGGACAUGUACACUUGAAUUCGUUACAAGCGUGUUUGUUAUAAACGUGGUGUACUGUAUAUUGUAUGAGAAAGGUGGCGAAUUAGUCCACACAGGGAACAUAUCAUAUUACAAUGGAUAUAUAACACUCUUAAGAAACGACAAUGGACAAUUAUCUGGGUCAUAAACAUACACUUGAAGGAAUUCUACAUUGUUAUCCUGAUAGUUUUCUUGAAUAAACAUUUCAUAUUUUA
Molecule: messenger RNA, 2465 nt
Organism: Haliotis rubra (blacklip abalone)
Lineage: Eukaryota; Metazoa; Mollusca; Gastropoda; Lepetellida; Haliotidae
Product: universal stress protein in QAH/OAS sulfhydrylase 3'region-like
Exons: 4
Coding region: 956-1426 (156 amino acids)
Source: RefSeq, a predicted model, not a curated record